Messenger RNA from Sungouiella intermedia, 771 nucleotides. The record is from the annotation of a GenBank genome assembly. NCBI's taxonomy places the organism in Eukaryota, Fungi, Ascomycota, Pichiomycetes, Serinales, Metschnikowiaceae.
AUGACUUCUAUAGGUACCGGAUACGAUUUAUCGAACAGUGUGUUCUCGCCAGACGGCAGAAACUUCCAGGUGGAGUAUGCCAUGAAGGCCGUGGAAAACGGAGGUACAUCCAUCGGUAUCAAGGCUAAAGAUGGCGUGGUGUUGGCCGUGGAAAAGAUCAUAAACUCCAAGUUACUUGUCCCAGGAAAGAAUAAGAGAAUACAAACCAUCGACAGACACAUUGGCGUGGCGUACUCAGGGUUGUUGCCGGACGGAAGACACUUUGUCAACCGUGGCAGAGAUGAGGCGCUGUCGUUCAGAUCCACUUACAAAACUCCGGUGUCGUUGCCCCAUCUCAUGGACAGAUUGGGACUCUACGUCCAGAACUAUACAUGUUACAACUCUGUGCGUCCGUUUGGCAUUGUUUCCAUUGUCGGCGGUGUGGACGACAACGGGCCCCAUUUGUACAUGAUUGAGCCCAGCGGAGCUUACUGGGGCUACACUGGAGCAGCCACUGGUAAGGGUAGACAGACAGCCAAGUCUGAGUUGGAGAAGUUGAACUUUGAGGAAUUGACGGUGAGAGAGGCAGUUAAGCAGGCGGCCAGAAUCAUCCACCAGGCACACGAGGAUAACAAGGACAAAGACUAUGAGUUGGAGAUCUCGUGGUGUUCGCUUGAGGAGACGGGUGGAAAGCAUGAGUUUGUUCCCGAGGAGUUGUUACAGGAAGCCAUCCAGUACGCGCAAGAGGAUGAUGAAGAGGAAGAAGAGGAAGAUACGGAGAUGGCCAACUAG